CUCCGGGAGAAAUAGACAAGCCUGGCAUCGCCGAGCCACUAGAACAAAGAAUCCUACAGCCUGGAUAGGCCCGAGGUAGCGUAGGCGUAACGAUUGGCGGUGGUGCGCCGUGCAACCCUUGGCCGAGCCUCCGCCACCACCACCGAACGGCACGGAUAACGAUGCGUAACGCAAGGCGGAACACGAGCCGAAAGGGAAGGAGCACGUAGGGGAAACGAGGCAACGAGGUUUCCAAAGCUCAGUCGUCUAGCAGCCGCCGAGCGGGAAGCCCCGGUUCGCCGGUCGAAUCGCUUUGUCGGGUAGCAUCGCGUUGCGUCCACCGUGCUGGUUUCAUACCUGCGGAACAAUUCCACUUAUACGAGAGCAAGGAAGGAAGGGAGAAAGGGGGGAGAGGAGCGGCUGGCGUCUCCGGUCGUUUUUCCAGUCAGCUUUUCCCGGUCCCAGUCCGCGUGUGACGUUCGACGACGCUCGACGGAGGAUCGAUUCCCAGACACGGCCUGGAAAGACUACGAAAUGUUGGCCAACGCCGGGCAGAGUUGACGAGAGCCUACUCGUAGGGAGACGCCUACUCGACUAGCACCAAUCAGCAAGAGGGAGAAGAAACGUACCAACAUACACGCAGACGUGCGUGUCAACCGAUAUUUACCGAGUGCGAUUAAGAAGAAAGAAUGGAUCCUUAUUCAUUGAGCGUGGAGCGGGAGGCGUCGAAGAACAUCGAGGAGAACGAGCGAGAGUGCUUUAAAGAUGCGAUUGUAUCGAGUCGGAGCCUCAACAAGGGUUUCGUCGAGCCGACGAACCUUAGGAAUGCCAUCCGAGAGAUCGUUGCCUGCAUCGUUGCGGCGUCUUUCCACAUAGCGGUAGGCUUUACCAUGGCAUAUUCAGCAACUCUCAUUCCUCAUCUUGAGAAAGAAGGCGCGGAGUUGCAUGCCACGAAGGAGCAAACUUCCUGGAUAGCCAGCCUGGCGGUCGUGAGCGCGCCGGUUGGUGCCGUAUUAGGGGGCUUCCUGAUGGAGACGUUUGGCCGAUUGAAAACCCUGCAGAUCGGCGCGAUUCCCUCCGUGAUCGGCUGGAUCCUCAUCGCCUGCUCGACAAAUAUACCGAUGUUGCUGGUCGGUCGUUUGUUAACCGGACUGGCGACCGCCCUGGCGACCUCGCCAGCAAUCGUCUACAUCACCGAGGUGGCCAGGCCGGAACUGCGCGGCUCCUUGAUCUCAUUCGGGCCGACGCUGGCGUCGUUCGGCAUGGUGCUGUGUUAUGUGAAGGGUGCUUACCUGCACUGGGACAUCGUCGCCUGGCUCAGCAUCAUCUACUCGAUCGUGCCCAUCAUAUUGGUGCAGCUAUUCGUGCCCGAGUCGCCCGUUUGGCUCGUCUCGAAGGGCCGCAUCGACGACGCCAAGAAGUCCCUGGAAUGGCUUUACAAGAACGAGGUAUCGGAGAGCAAGACAUCGGUGGCCGAGGUGCAAUUUAUCACUAUUAUGAAGGAGAACGAAAUUAAACUGAGCGAACAACGGCGAAGCAAACACGGCACUGCGUCCAGCAAAUGGCGGGGAUUCCUCAAACCGACCGGAUGGAAACCCAUGGCGAUACUCUUCCUGCUCUUCUCGUUUCAACAGUUCUCCGGAAUUUACAUCACGCUAUUCUACGCAGUGACUUGGUUUCAAGAAGUGGGCUCGGGCGUGAAUGAAUACAUAGCGUCGAUUUUGGUGGGCGUCACGCGCUUCCUGUGCUCCAUGGUGAACACGUGGCUACUGAGGCGGUACAAGAGACGAAUAUUGUGCAUAAUAUCGUCUUUCGGGAUGGCUCUGUGCAUGAUUGUCUCCGGUUACUACACCUUGAACAUCAAGAACGGCGAUCGCAGCGGGUAUUGGGUACCGGUGGCUUGUCUGUUACUCUACGUAUGCACGUCGAUGAUCGGGAUGCUGACCAUUCCGUGGACCAUGACGGCGGAAUUGUUCCCGACCGAGAUCCGCGGGUUCGCCCAUUCCGUCAGUUAUUCCAUAGCGAACCUGCUAAUGUUUGCCGCGUUGCAGAGCUACAGAAGCUUGCAGACUUUCCUAGGAGGUUCAUACGCGGUGCAGUGGUUCUUCGCCGGCGUCUCCGUGGGAGCGGCUAUUUUCGUGUGGCUAAUGCUGCCGGAGACGCACGGGAAGAAGCUGUCGGAGAUCGAGGAGUACUUUCAUAAUAAUUUCCUGGCCCUGGGAGCGAAGAAGAAGGACAGAAUACGGCAAGCCGCGAGGAGGGCUCAGCAGAACACGAAAUCACCAGCGACCGAGCCGCUCAAUCCGAAAACCAUAUGCAAUGUUUAAGAAGCUCGCUCUCUCUCUCUCUCUUUCUUUCUCUUAUUUUCCUUUUCGCUCUUUUAUUAUAAUUGGCAAAUUUUGUAUGAGAGUUUUUAAGUUGUCUCGAGAAAAUGAAGGAGAAGCAUUAGACACUACUCACGCAACUAGUCUCGAUUCUUACGCGACGGAUUUUCAAAUAACUUCACGCCAGAAAUAUAUUUGGAUACGCAAAAUGCCAUUUUGAUACUGAUGAUAUAAUUAUUAUAAUUAAUCAGAUUUAUUCGUUCGACGUGAAUCGCAUCUGGCGAAACAAUCGACGGGAAUGUUCGAAAGAGUGCACAACUUUACGUAUGGAACGGUGAAUAAAGUUCGACGUUACAACUCGAAUACGAUGUCGUUGCUUUCAUUUAUUCUCACUUGUUGUUAAACAAUUCAAAAUUGAUCUAAACGCUCACGCGUGACAUGCAUUUCCAUUAUCGUGAAUGUACACGAUAAAGACGAAGGCGAGUGAAAAAAUUUUCAAUCUUCAAUGUUCCGCUCGUGGCUGGAUUAGAGCUGAUAAGACACGUCGAGAUAUAAUUACGAGAGAGAAAGAGAGAAAGGUAAUAAUAUCGCGCGGAGAAGAACGCGAGAGCGUUCGAACAUAGUGCCUCCAAUUUUCCUUUCGACAAUUGCACGCGAGAGUUAUUGUUACAGUAUUAUGUUGCCGAUCUGAUGUCGCGUAGGUUUAUUAUCGCAGAAUCGAUCGCGAUAAAGGAUUCUCCGUUUUUCCAAUCUGUCGCUCGAUUUUGCCAUAGCUUUUUACUUCAACGGCGGACCUCGAGAAGAGAUUAAACCACUUACAAACAUACCAUAGGCAAUUUCAAAUAGUGAACAUAUAGCAAAAUGAAUAAUCACAAAUGUUCAGAUUGCUUCUGAAGGAGCAGAGCUACGCAAGCUCGCUGUGAUCGAGUUUACUAAGCGGAUUAUCUGUUCACGUGUAGCGCCGUUUACUUAGAGUAGAUACUUAGAUCAUUCAAGAAGUAUUAGUUUCAUUUAGCAUCUUUAAGUAUCAUUUAGACGGAGCGAAACAUUGUUCGAAAAAGUAACACUUGCAACAGUGACUGCAAGUCUUCGCGGGAUUUGAAAAAUAUUCAUAUUCCAUUCAUCAAUACCGUGCAGAUAAAUUUCAAGGAAAAAGAACGACAUGGGCAUAAUCACGUUUGACACUCACGUUUCAACGAUAAGACAUGUAAUUAAAAAAAUGACUACAUUGUAAUUUAAUUAAUUGAAUAGUAAUUCAAUAACUUGUUGCGUGUAUCAGAUGGCCUUAAACGAUUUUGAAAGAGCGUUCCGUCUAAAUAGACUUUUGAAGGAGAAACCGUCGAACAAACCUGUAACGAACGGCACUGGUCGUCAGAAGGAUCGGCGGGCCGAGCUAUAUAUUUUUAUACGUUUAAAUAUGCCAUAUACGAAUGUGAUAAGCUACAAUAAAAGACGUACCUCCCAUGAUUUCCGGCUUGCGCUGGCGACUCGGUGCCGUUCACCGGCGCUUUUGCAGGAUACGUUUCAUCUCCGACCGAUGGACUGGUUUCAUCGCAACUUAUGGAUUUAUAGUUGAUAUUCAUUGACAGUAUUCAUAGUCUGAUUUUUGCAAGAAUAUGAAUCUACUUGAAUAACAUAUAUCUGAUUGUUUCGAUGAGAAGAGCCGAUGAAGCCAAGCUCGAUGCAACUGGCCAUCAACGAAUCUACUUUUAUCACAUGUGAUACCAUUUUCUCGACCCUUGUUUUUCUUGUUUCCGGCGAAAAAUGGACGAGCUUCAAUAUCCGAUUUAUCCUUAGCGUGGAACCUUCCGGUAUUUGUCUCUCGGAAGAUCUUUUUGCGAAAUGAUUCCUUUUUACAGCGAAACAAAUUCUUAUUUAAAGAUCGGGUAAUUAUGCAUAAAAGGGGCCUCCCCUCCGAUUUUAUUAAUUUUUUGAAUAUGUUAUUGGGGGGUCUUCCCGAGUAAUUUCAUAUAUAUAUGUAUACACGUAUAUGUAUAUAUAUGUAUAUAUACACUAUAUAUAUAUAUAUAAGGGUUGGACUCAAUUACAAUAGUUUCGAAGAUAUAAGCUAAAAAGGAUAAAAAAAUAAGUAUUUGAUAAGUUUUAUCUCCGAAACAAUUUGAGUCAGACUCUUAUAUAUGUAUAUGAAAUUACUCGGGAAGACCCCCCCCCCCCCAAGAGCAUGCUAAAAAAAUUAAUUAACUCGGAGGGGAGGCCCCUUAUGCAUAAUUACCAAAGAUCGUAUUGUACAAGUCUCCGAAGAGCUGGCGCGACAUGGUACCAGGUGCCAUUGUCGCAAAAAUGAAUUUGGAACAAAAGAGAGAUUUCCCUCGUUUUCUCCUCGUUCUGCCGCUUUUCCUCGUGUAUACGUGAUGAUAUUUAGAUCGAUAUACAUCGUUUCGUUACAUGAGCUUUUACUACACUGUACAUGGAUGCCAUUGUUUAUAUUGAACAGUUUAAUAAAGCGUUUGUAAUACAAAGCGCUUGUCCUAGAUUGAUUAUGACCUCAUAGAUGGUGAAAUCGCUCAGAAAUUAUUAUCAAUUACGCAAUAACGACGAAUGCAAGACCAAUCGCACAAGAUCAAUGCGCUAAUACUAUACCCUCCAAAGAAAGUAAGCCCUAGAAAUGAAAAAGUUUCACGACUAGCAAAUUUAUUUACAUUAACAUAUUAAGCGACUAUUUAAUAGAUUUCGUUAAUUUUACAUGUUUAUACGAGUGGAAAUAAAACUAUUACGUGAAAAA
Messenger RNA from Vollenhovia emeryi, 5046 nucleotides. RefSeq names its product facilitated trehalose transporter Tret1 (gene Tret1-1). The transcript is spliced from 9 exons. Gene Ontology annotation, molecular function: transmembrane transporter activity. Lineage: Eukaryota; Metazoa; Arthropoda; Insecta; Hymenoptera; Formicidae. Gene Ontology annotation, cellular component: membrane. The record is from RefSeq and is a predicted model, not a curated record. The coding region runs from base 669 to 2306 and encodes 545 amino acids. Gene Ontology annotation, biological process: transmembrane transport.